Saccoglossus kowalevskii is the source of this 457-nucleotide messenger RNA. Its product is annotated as receptor-type tyrosine-protein phosphatase mu-like. Gene Ontology annotation, biological process: protein dephosphorylation. NCBI's taxonomy places the organism in Eukaryota, Metazoa, Hemichordata, Enteropneusta, Harrimaniidae. The record is from RefSeq and is a predicted model, not a curated record. Gene Ontology annotation, molecular function: protein binding; protein tyrosine phosphatase activity.
UGUUGCCACAAUUUUAAUGGCAACCAACCUAUCAGAAGGUGGGAAGAUCAAGUGUAUUCAGUACUGGCCAGACAAGGGCAGCAAGAAAUAUGGCUCCAUAUCUGUAACGCUUGUGAAAUCUGAACAAUUUCCUGACUACUUCCUGAGAACAAUCAAUGUGAAACAAGAGAACUCUGACCAGGAACAUGAAGUAAAACAGUUUCAUUUCACUGUCUGGCCUGAUAUGGGUGUACCGAAUAUAUGCUACUGGUGUACUUGCUGUAUUGCAACAUAUUAAUUCAGUUCAUGAUGUCAAGAGUGGACCUAUGGUAGUACAUUGUAGUGCUGGUGUUGGUCGAACUGGAUCAUUUAUAUCCAUUGAUUCUAUGCUAAAAAUGGCCAAGGCUGAGGGAUGUAUUGAUGUCUUCAACUUUGUGAAAAGAGGGAGAGAAAACAGAAUGAACUUUGUUCAAACAGC